AUGCUGCAGGCCGUGGCAAAAAUUGCUACUAAAGAUGCAACAAACGUCCAAGUGCCAGGCAUAGUGGAGCUUUCUGAUGCUACUAUCCUAGCCCCAGCUAUUGUUGUUCCCCCUGAGGCUCCUCCAGCUCCAGAGUUAGCAGUGCCCCCUGCUCCUGCUCCUCAGACCAAUGUCGUCGAUGCUAAGUCCUCCCCAAGCAUAGAAGAGUUCGUUGGGGAUGCUGGGGGAGACGCUGGUGACCGAUUUCCUU
Ilex paraguariensis (yerba mate) is the source of this 250-nucleotide messenger RNA. The record is from the annotation of a GenBank genome assembly. Lineage: Eukaryota; Viridiplantae; Streptophyta; Magnoliopsida; Aquifoliales; Aquifoliaceae.